UGGCAUUGUGGGCCAAGAAGGCUCAUGUCUCUUCUUUACUCUAUGUUUAGCUGGAGAAUAAACCUCAUCUGGACUGCUGGCAUGCCUCACCGUUAUAAAUGGCGAUAUGUUUCAAAACAACAAAGGUAUGUAUCUCAGAGGCUCUAAAUUUCUUGAAGACAAUUAUGUUUGAUGAUUCAUCAGAGACUGAGAAAGAGCAUGUUGGAGUCACAGAGGAGGAUCUGAAGAUGUUGUUAGCUUACAUUAAUGAGAAAGAUGGUGGAUCACCGUGGAACUUGAUGAUGGAUAAUUCUACUUCUACACUCUCAUUCAGAGUCUGGCGCCGUGAUUCAGAGUUUGGUCCGACUCAGUAUCGCAGCCUGGCCAUAUUUGAGAAUAUGGAACCAGAAUUGCUGAGAGAUUUUUUCUGGGAUGAUGACUUUAGGACAAAAUGGGAUGAUAUGCUUGUCUACUUUAGAAAAUUACGGGAAUAUUCAGAUACUGGAACUGUGAUUCUUCAUUGGAUCCGAAAGUUUCCAGUUUUCGGUAGUCCUCGAGAGUACAUCAUUGGUCGUCGUUUGUGGGUAUCAGGAUCUACAUAUUAUUGCGUGUCAAAGAGCUUACCGUUUCCUGGUACUCCAAGGAGCCAACGUCCAAAACGGGCGAAUCCCUACUACUCCUCUUGGCGCAUAAGGGCAGUGGAAUCAAGAAAUGGAGGGCAAUCCACUGCUUCUGAAGUUCUUGUCUUUCAUUUUGAAGAUAUGGGUAUACAAAAUAUGCUCGUGAAAAUAGGCAUUCAACGAGAAAUGUGGAAGCUCAUUAAUAAACUUGAGCAGGGCUUGCGUUCUUAUAAGAUAUCGAGGUUGAAUAGAGUUCCAUCUUCAUGAUAUACGAACCUGUACGUAAUGUCCUCUCAAAUCUGAAAUUAAAUUGAUGUCUACUAUAAUCUUAGACUUACAAAAUCAGAGAGUAGGAAAAGGUUU
Asparagus officinalis (garden asparagus) is the source of this 962-nucleotide messenger RNA. RefSeq names its product stAR-related lipid transfer protein 7, mitochondrial-like. Gene Ontology annotation, molecular function: lipid binding. The coding region runs from base 99 to 866 and encodes 255 amino acids. Lineage: Eukaryota; Viridiplantae; Streptophyta; Magnoliopsida; Asparagales; Asparagaceae. The transcript has 6 exons. The record is from RefSeq and is a predicted model, not a curated record.